GAGAGCCGCAGCUGCUCUGGGGACAGCGGACUAAACGUUUCAGGGGCUUCUCCUACCCAUCGGCCGGUGGCUGUUUGCCCGGUGUGGCCUUGGGGCUGAGUGGUCAGGGCUCGGCCCGCGGCCACUCUCCCAAAGCGGCAGCCAUGGUCCACUGCUGGAAUCAUGGGAACAUCACCCGUUCAAAGGCCGAGGAGUUGCUCUCCAAGACCGGGAAAGACGGGAGCUUCCUAGUGAGGGCCAGUGAAUCCAUCUCCCGGGCAUACGCUCUCUGCGUCUUGUUUCGGAAUUGUGUCUAUACCUACAGAAUUCUGACCAAUGAAGAAGAGAAAUUCACUGUCCAGGCAUCUGAAGGGGUCCCCGUCAGAUUCUUCACCAGUCUGGACCAGCUCAUAGAGUUCUACAAGAAGGAGAACAUGGGCCUGGUGACCCAUCUGCAGUAUCCUGUCCCGCUAGAAGAAGAAGACGCUGGAGACGAGCUGGAGGAGGAAACAGAAUUCUUCAUCUCACCGCCCGAGCUGCCGCCCAGGAACCUUCCCCCAGCAUCGGGCUCAAGUGAGGCCAAGGAAGUUGCCCUUCCCGCAGAUAAUUCCCGAGUCAUGGAACACAGCGCGUUAUCUCUGUCUGAGACGCUGCUUCAGCGCCUGCAGGGCCUGGACACCAGUGGGCUUCCUGAAGAGCACUUGAAAGCCAUCCAAGAUUAUGUGAACACACAGAUGGCCCUGGAUGCUGAAUUUGUGAAGACAGGAUCCAGUAAUCUCCCCCAUCUCAAGAAACUUGUCAUGGUCCUCUGCAAAGAGCUCUACAGUGAGGUUGCCAGGACCCUCCCAUCGCUGGAGUCCAUGCAGAGGUUAUUUGACCAGCAGCUGUCCCCGGGCAUCUGGCCUCGGCCUCAGAUGUCUGCAGAGGCAAAUCCAGUCAACAUCAUAGCCAGGCUUGGCCAGCUGACCAGUUUACUGUCCUCUCUUGAAGAUAAGGUAAAGGCAUUUUUGGGAGAAGGUCCUGAAUCCACUCAUCGACGUUCACUCAUCCCUCCCGUCACCUUUGAGGUAAAAGCAGAAUCCUUAGGAAUUCCACAAAAAAUGCAGCUUAAAGUUGACGUUGAAUCCGGGAAACUGAUUAUCAAGAAAUCCAAGGAUGGCCCCGAGGACAAAUUCUAUAGCCAUAAGAAAAUCUUACAGCUUAUCAAGUCCCAGAAGUUUCAUAACAAGCUCGUCAUCAUCGUGGAAACAGAAAAGGAGAAAACCUUGCGGAAAGAAUAUGUCUUUGCUGACUCAAAGAAAAGGGAGGGUUUCUGUCAGCUUCUGCAGCAGAUGAAGAACAGGCAUUCUGAGCAGCCAGAGCCCGACAUGAUCACCAUCUUCAUCGGGACCUGGAACAUGGGUGACACUGCUCCUCCCAAGAAGAUCACAUCCUGGUUUCUCUCCAAGGGGCAGGGAAAGACCCGGGACGACUCAGCUGACUACAUUCCCCAUGACAUCUAUGUGAUUGGCACCCAGGAGGACCCCCUGGGGGAUAAAGAGUGGCUGGAGAUUCUGAAACACUCCUUGCAGGAAAUCACUGACAUCAGUUUUAAAACAAUAGCCAUCCACACUCUCUGGAACAUCCGAAUUGUCGUGCUGGCCAAGCCAGAGCAUGAAAACAGGAUCAGCCACAUCUGCACAAACAAUGUGAAGACUGGGAUCGCCAACACUCUUGGUAAUAAAGGAGCUGUGGGUGUCUCAUUCAUGUUUAAUGGAACCUCCUUGGGAUUUGUCAACAGUCACUUAACUUCAGGAAGUGAAAAGAAACUUAGGCGGAAUCAAAACUACAUGAGCAUCCUUCGGUUCCUGGCCCUGGGAGACAAGAAGCUGAGUCCCUUCAACAUCACUCACCGUUUCACACACCUCUUCUGGCUGGGAGACCUGAACUACAGACUGGAGCUGCCACCCUCGGAAGCAGAGAACAUCAUCCAGAAGAUCAAGCAGCAGCAGUACUCAGAGCUGCUGCUUCAUGACCAGCUCCUCAUGGAACGCAAAGACCAGAAGGUCUUCCUGCAUUUUGAGGAGGAAGAGAUCACCUUCGCUCCCACCUACCGCUUUGAAAGGCACACCCGUGAAAAGUAUGCCUACACUAAGCAGAAAGCCACCGGGAUGAAAUACAAUUUACCAUCUUGGUGUGAUCGUGUGCUCUGGAAAUCCUAUCCCCUUGUGCAUGUGGUAUGUCAGUCUUAUGGCAGCACCAGUGACAUCAUGACAAGUGACCACAGUCCUGUCUUUGCCACAUUUGAAGCAGGGGUCACCUCCCAGUUUGUCUCCAAGAAUGGUCCUGGAAAUGUGGACUCCCAAGGACAAAUUGAGUUCCUGAAGUGCUAUGCCACCUUGAAGACAAAGUCACAGACAAAAUUCUACCUGGAAUUCCAUUCCAGCUGCCUAGAAAGUUUUGUGAAGAGUCAGGAAGGAGAAAAUGAAGAAGGAACGGAAGGGGAGCUGGUGGUGAAGUUUGCUGAUGACCUCCCAAAGUUGACCCCUAUCAUCUCUGACCCCGAGUACCUGUUGGAUCAACACAUCCUCAUCAGCAUUAAAUCAUCGGACAGCGAUGAAUCCUACGGUGAAGGCUGCAUUGCUUUGAGAUCCGAAGCCACUGAAUCCGUGGUUCCCAUCUACACUGCCCUCACCCACCAUGGAGAGAUGAUGGGUCACUUCCGAGGGGAAAUUAAGCUGCAGACCUCCCAAGGGAAGAAGAGAGAAAGGCUCUAUGACUUUGUGAAGACGGAGCGAGAUGAGGCCAUUGGGCAGAAGUCCCUGAAGAGUCUCACGAGCCAUGACCCCGUCAAACACUGGGAGUGUCCCUCCAGAGCUCAUUUCAAUGGCUCCAACUUCACCGAGAUCACCAACCCCAACUAUCUAGGGAUGGGACAUUUCAACCUGCAGAUGCCCUUCCACGGGAAGCCCGCCAUCUCAUCCGAGCUGCAGUCCACCUUCUGGAGCUAUGAUCAGCCUCCCAAAGACAGCCCCCCAGUUCCCAACUGGGGAGAGUCUCCCCCGACCCCACCCUCACAGCCCCCAUUGUCUCCAAAAAAGUUCCCUCCCUGCUCAGCAAACCGAGCUCCUAAUCUCAGGACCCAGGAGCAACUGCCCAGUGACUUGGGGAAGAACAUGGCGGAUCCCUUGCCAGCAGAGGAACAACAGACUUCAAAGCCGGAGAUGUUUGAGAAUCCACUGUAUGGAUCUGUGAGUUCCUUCCCUAAGCCGGUGCCCAGGAAAGAGCAAGAGUCCCCCAAGGCCUUGAGGAAGGAUCGCCCAGCCUGCCCGGACCCCGGAGCUCCAUCUCCAGCCAUCAUCCUCACAAAACCCCCAGAAGGCGAGAGCAGCAAGUUGGCCAGCCGGCAGAUCUCUGCCCCUUUCCUCCCCGUGCCCAGGAUGCGUUCCUUUACCUGUUCCUCCUCUGCAGAGGGGAAGACCACAUCGGGAGGGGAAAAGACCCAGGGAAAGCCCAAACCUCCCCCCCCCUCAGAAACCCCAGUCCCAGCCAAGAGGCCAGUCAAGCCUGCUAGGUCUGAAAUGAGUCAGCAGGGGAAUCCAGGACAGACACAUAGGCCUCCUCUGCCUGCCAAGAGUCCGGCUGUGUUACACCUGCAGCAUUCCAAAGCCCGGGACUACCGGGAGAGUUCUGAGCUCCCGCAUCAUGGGAAGCACUGGCCAGAGGAAGGACCGGUCAGCAGGACCUCGAUGCAGUGAGUGUCCCCAGCAGGCACAUCCUGAAAGAGAAGGUGGACAAGCCUCCCCCACACUCUCCAAUCUGAUGUUCCUGACAUCGUUUUCAAGGCUUUUUGUUUUCAAGAAAUGGACAAGGCUCCUCCGUGGCCACUGCAUUGCACUACUGGCUCACUGAGUGGAAUUGUUUGGGUUAGAAAAAGGAGAAAUCCAGACGGACUCCAAGACACCCAAGUGACCAGGCCACCUGUUACGAUUCCACAGGGGCCACUGCUGAUGCCUUAGAGCAUGGAUCCAGCAGCCAGCCAUCUCCAAAGGAGAGAAUAAGGUACAAAUGAGAGAGUGAAGAAGUCUGUCAACGAACCAAAGACGUGAGGCCCGGGCAUAUCCUAGGCAUUGAUUCCCUCUGAGGGACAUGUGGCCUGGGCAAAGCAUUAAUGGGGAUGACCGGGGCAGGUCAGGCAGGGAAGCAUAAAACAAAGCCUUGGGGACUAAACUAGGUGAAGAUAGGCUGAUGCUAUUCCCUUCCAGGCCAUGAGUUCACAGCCACUGACUUAGGGUACAAGGCAAUUUAUCUUUGGUGGUCACGGAGUCACAAAAUAGACUCGAUAAGGUCUUGGGCAGUUCUGGCUUCUUGGUGAGGUCAGUAGGAAAAGACUCCUUUUAAUUUGGCAUAGUAUAGAAUGCAGCGUAAGGAGACUCGAGGUUCAGUGUUAACCCCAAGGAACUUGGCUGAGCAAGAAAAGGAUGCCUUCCUCAGGCCAGGCCUGGCCUCUGAGGGAUGCUGAGAUCCAUCUCGAUGUCAGAAAUCUUUCCUUAGGUUUAUUAAGCACAAGGAGGUCUGGCCAAGCUAACUUAUUCCCAUUCUCCUGGAGAUAGAGUCUCACAUACCAACGGAUGGGGCUAGACUUCCCCUGACACUUAAUGACCUACUACCACCUGCUUCUAUACUGCUGCUCAAAUUGGAGGUAGUGCCCUUCCACCCAAUGUGUGUUACAAUGAACCCAUCUUGUUCUGGGUCCUGGACUAUUUCCACCUUUCUCUGUAACUGUCUCAGGAAUUCCCUUUGUGGGGUGAGUGGGAUAAUUAUUUAGUGAUUCCCCACCCCUCACCCUGUUCGAUUUUAUCUUAAAUGAGAAAAAAAUAUUAGUGUUGAAAACCAAGGUAUUGUGUGUGUGUGUAUGAGUGAGUGCCCUGGUAUGCCCACAUGUCAGUUUGUGUAUAGAAAUGUGUCAAUAAAGUCUGCUUUUCUCACUCGGC
This is a messenger RNA of Vombatus ursinus (common wombat), 4952 nucleotides long. RefSeq names its product inositol polyphosphate-5-phosphatase D (gene INPP5D). The coding region runs from base 144 to 3716 and encodes 1190 amino acids. The transcript has 27 exons. Gene Ontology annotation, molecular function: phosphatase activity. NCBI's taxonomy places the organism in Eukaryota, Metazoa, Chordata, Mammalia, Diprotodontia, Vombatidae. The record is from RefSeq and is a predicted model, not a curated record. Gene Ontology annotation, biological process: phosphatidylinositol dephosphorylation.